This is a messenger RNA of Branchiostoma floridae (Florida lancelet), 1635 nucleotides long. RefSeq names its product sulfotransferase 6B1-like. Gene Ontology annotation, biological process: sulfation. Gene Ontology annotation, cellular component: cytoplasm. The record is from RefSeq and is a predicted model, not a curated record. Gene Ontology annotation, molecular function: sulfotransferase activity. NCBI's taxonomy places the organism in Eukaryota, Metazoa, Chordata, Leptocardii, Amphioxiformes, Branchiostomatidae. The transcript is spliced from 7 exons. Bases 593 to 1465 code for a protein of 290 amino acids.
CACUGUGUUUCCGUCUGGAUAGCAGAAGCGAACAUAGGAGCGAACUACUAUCCGGAUGGUACCCAGGCUAAAUAGACUGUACUUGAGUUUCAACUUAUACCACAAAGUCUUUUGCAGAGCAAGAUAAGUUUCCGGUACACGUUGUUAUAUGUUGAAGAAAAUCCCCGGGGGCUUUGUAGGUAGAGGAAUGGUAUGGCCCAGAGGGGUCAGACUGGAGUAGAAGGGAAGAAACUGAGGAAAAAGCUGGAAAGUUGCCCGAGUCAGGAAUAAACACUGCGUAUCAAGGUCUACUGUGUUUGGAAAUCUGCAAGUCCCUUUCAACACACGUUGGCAUAGAUGUCAAAUACAAUUGUUGAGCAAUAAAGUUAUCAUAAACAUAGUCUAAAGGGUGUGACCUCAUGCCUACUAUUGUUUACAAUACCGUCACCUCUGUGAGGUCAGUCAACAAGUUCGACGAGUUAGUCACGAGACCAACAAUCUGAACUUUGGACUUACCCCAUAUUUUCUGCCUGUACCCUCUUACAUAUCAAUAUAUACUAACUGUUGUAGUCCUUACGAAGUUCCUGUAUUUUGCGAAAGCUUAAGGGUUCGCAUGCAGCAAAAUCAAAACAAGAUGCCAAAGUUAUUUGAGUACAAAGGAGCGUUUUUCGACCCACUGCUGACAACAAAAGAGAUGGUGGACAACAUGCUUGAUUACGUCAUACGCGAUGACGAUAUCGUCAUUGUGACGUAUUUGAAAGCAGGUACGAACUGGACCAUUGAGAUCGUCAACAAGCUGAUGAGGGCUGCUGGGAAGAUGGCGAUACAUGCGAAAGACAUACCGUGGUACCUGGAAGCGGAGGUACCAGGGUUUGGCAAACCAACUCACGUGAUCCUCGCCGACCAACCAUCGCCGCGGAUCGUCCACACGCAUCUGCCGUGGCAUCUGGCGCCUAAAAUGAUAUCCACUCCCAAAGGAAAGAUAAAAGUCAUAGUCGUUAUGAGGAACCCGAAAGACACGGCAGUGUCUCUGUACCACUUCCUACACAAGGUCAGGCUUCUGCAUAACUCCGCAUGUUUCCCAUCUUGGGACCAGUGCGCACAAGAUUUUCUUGACGGAAAAACACUUGGUGGUGACUUCUACGACCACGCGCUCGGCUGGUGGCAGAUGCGAGACGACCCCCACUUCCUGUUUCUGAAGUAUGAAGACAUGAACAAGGACUUGACCAGUGCUAUUAGGAAGAUCAUGACAUUAUUGGACAUUAGAUUGGAUGACGUCACUCUCUCAGGUAUUGUCGAGUCCUGUACUUUCGAUAGUCUGAAGGCUGACUGGGCCGAGUCACGGAUUCCUGCAAAACCUUUCAUGGCUAGGAAAGGUGUGGUUGGCGACUGGAAGAAUACUUUUACACAUUCCCAGAGUAAGGCGUACGAUGCAAAGUACAUGGAGAGACUGGAGGGAACGGGCCUGCAGUUUGACUUUGAGUAAAAAGAAAAAAAAGAAACAAGAUUUCGGGAGAAUCAAACCUCCGUGAAAGGCACGAACUUUAAUGUGUUUUACUGGGGAUGCAUUUAGUUAUGUUGAUUAAUGAAGUGUGUUCUUUGUGUGUUCUGUAGUCAGGAAAUACUGCAUUGAAAGUCUACGUUACAGUAUACAUA